AUGGCUGCUGCUCCAGUCGUUGGCGCGUACAAUAUUGGUAUUCUCGCAACAAUCUAUGUCCACCCAGGGUUCAAAAAGGCACUUCACAAACCGAAUGCCACUCAAACUGGGCUUAUCACAGCAAUAUACUACCUCGGAACAUGGACAAGCUAUCUUUUUCUUUCUCACCCUGUCGCGGACCGUCUUGGGAGAAGGUGGGCGGCGUUUACUGGCAUCUUUGUUACUUUGGUUGGCGCUGCUUUGCAAGCUGGCGCUAGAGAUCCAGGUGCCUAUGCUAUGAUGAUUGUCGGCCGUAUCGUGUGCGGCCUUGGCCUCGCAGUGGUUUCUACAGCUGUACCGUUAUAUCAGAGCGAAUGUGCUCCUGCAAAGGAGCGUGGUAGAUAUGUUGUGAUGAACCAUAUUGGGUUGGUUGCUGGGCUCGCUUGGCUGGAAUUCCGCCAACGGAAAGUAUUAUGGCUGGAGGCUCUCAAUUGUCGUGCAAUACAUCCCAGCUUUGAUAUUCAUGAUCGGGGUUCCACUCUGCCCAGAAACGGAAGCAGUACUCUCCCGUCAAUUUGGACGAAUACUAAUAUUCUCAAUAGACCCCGUUGGCUUGUCGAAAAUGGCCAUAUGGACAGGGCGCAAGCCUCUCUUGCAUAUCUCAGAGAUGCAGACCCGACAAGUGAUGAAGUCACGGUAGAACUUGAAGACAUCCAAGCCAGCGUUGCAGCGCAUAAAGCUGCGCCAGAGUCAUCAUGGACGGUACUCUUUACCCACAAGCCACUGUUCCGAAGAUUAUGGCGUGCUGCGUUACUUCAAUUUAUGGCUCAAAUGUGCGGAAAUACGGCAAUGAAGUACUACCUACCAUCAAUAUUUUCUUCCCUCGGAAUCGAGCAUCGCAUAACAUUGUUGAUUAGUGGCAUCGAGAGCACACUAAAGAUUGGAUGCACUAUUAUUGAGAUGAUGAUCAUUGACAAGGUGGGGAGGCGCACAACGCUCGUCGUUGGAUGUAUGGUUAUGUCUGUUGCUUUACUGAUAAAUGGUGCUUUGCCGCUCGCAUACCCGAAGAACAUUAAUCAUGCAGCGGAUUACGCCUGCAUUGUAUUCAUCUUCUUCUACACCUUCGGCUACUCCAUAGGAUUCGGUCCAGCUGCUUGGGUAUAUGGUUCUGAGGUUGGCUCUUCUCCACCCCGCAUGGCCCGCAUACUGACACAACAGAUAUUCCCAACGAAUCUCCGUGCUCGUGGCCUCAACUUCGCUGCGUCAGGUGGUGCAGUAGGCUCCAUAAUUGCCUCCCAGACUUGGCCUGUCGGCAUGCAAAACAUCGGGUCCAAGACUUACUUCGUUUUCGUGGCUAUCAAUCUUGUUUCUGCCGUUAUCAUCAUCUUCGCGUAUCCCGAGACAAAGCGCCGCUCUCUUGAAGACAUGGAUGUUUUGUUCGGGGACUACCACGACCGCAACCUCGAGCAGGGAGACGGCCAGUCUGAUGCUCGUCCAGAAGAGAUAAAUGUCCCCCAUAAGGCGGUCAGAGACAGCGCUUGA
Lachnellula hyalina is the source of this 1521-nucleotide messenger RNA. Its product is annotated as putative glucose transporter. Gene Ontology annotation, biological process: transmembrane transport; carbohydrate transport. The transcript is spliced from 6 exons. The record is from RefSeq and is a predicted model, not a curated record. Gene Ontology annotation, molecular function: carbohydrate:proton symporter activity. Lineage: Eukaryota; Fungi; Ascomycota; Leotiomycetes; Helotiales; Lachnaceae. Gene Ontology annotation, cellular component: membrane. Bases 1 to 1521 code for a protein of 506 amino acids.